AUGGCUUCAACCACCACCAUUCCCAACAAAGCUAUUCUCGCUCACUUCAACCCCACCAAUUCGCUUAAUCACAGAUGCUGCUUCAAAGAUUCUUCAUUUCCUCACACCUUUUCCGCUUCAUCAUCAAUCUUUCGCGGCAGAAUUGUUCUGAGGAGAGCUGUUUUUGGAAUAAAAGGAUUCUGGGUACCAAAGACUGUGAAGAACUUGAUUGAACCUUCGGCUUUCAAAAAGAGCCAUAGUGAUGGAGGACUUCGAGGUCUCGAACAAGAAACUUGUCUUGACGGGUCAUCCGAGUCGAUUCCUUCAACGUUUGUGUUCCGCAGGAUGGAAUCAAUCAUCAAUAGACUGAGCAAGUGGAUGACAACUAUUAUAUUUAAUGCGUACAUUCUAUGGAGGCAUGAUGCAGAAACCCUUUGGUUUGCACUAGGAUGUGCUUUAAAUAUGAUGCUCUCGGUGGAGCUGAAGCAAAUACUGAACCAGGAAAGACCUUCUACCCUCAAAUGUGACCCUGGGAUGCCCUCUUCUCACGCCCAAACUUUCUACUUCAUUGCCAUGUUCGCCAUUUUGUCGUGUAUCAAAUGGGCAGGGAUGAAUGAAUUCACCAUCACAGUCAGCGGACUGACACUGGCAUUUGGAUCUUAUUUUUCAUACCUACGAGUGUCGCAGCAGUUUCACACAGUAAGCCAGGUGGUGGUGGGCGGAGGCAUUGGGAUGGUAUUCAGUUGGUCAUGGUUUUGGCUUUGGAAUACUUUGGUGGCCAGUGCGAUUGAAUCCUUCUUCCCUCUUAAACUCACCCUUUUUUCUGUCUCACCCGCAAUCUGCUUGGCUUAUACUUUAUAUUCCAUUCUCCAAUGGCUGCAACGACGAGCCUAAAGGUUCCUCCGUUAUUUCUUAUCUCUCUUCACAGUAUUUUGCACCAUGUUUCAUCUAAUUAGCUUAUUCAUGGCAGACUUCAACUGCUAAUUAAUCUGGUAAAUUGUAAAAAGUAUUAAUGAAAAGUCAUUCACUA
Neltuma alba is the source of this 1009-nucleotide messenger RNA. RefSeq names its product lipid phosphate phosphatase epsilon 2, chloroplastic-like. The coding region runs from base 1 to 873 and encodes 290 amino acids. Gene Ontology annotation, biological process: protein N-linked glycosylation; lipid biosynthetic process. Gene Ontology annotation, molecular function: dolichyldiphosphatase activity. NCBI's taxonomy places the organism in Eukaryota, Viridiplantae, Streptophyta, Magnoliopsida, Fabales, Fabaceae. Gene Ontology annotation, cellular component: endoplasmic reticulum membrane; intracellular membrane-bounded organelle. The transcript is spliced from 4 exons. The record is from RefSeq and is a predicted model, not a curated record.